Molecule: messenger RNA, 950 nt
Organism: Epinephelus lanceolatus (giant grouper)
Lineage: Eukaryota; Metazoa; Chordata; Actinopteri; Perciformes; Serranidae
Gene: tmem256
Product: transmembrane protein 256
Cellular component (GO): membrane
Source: RefSeq, a predicted model, not a curated record
UUCAACGCUUGUCGGACACACGCAGCUUCAAAACAUGAACGCUUCAGGUAUCGUCCGAAGGUUAGCAGCUCUAUCAGGAGCUUCGGCGGUGGGACUAGGGGCAUACGGAGCUCACGGUUUCAAAAACAAAGACCCUGAUGACUACCAGGUCGUGCUAUUUGAAACUGCCAACAAGUACCAUUUCUACCACAGCCUGGCCCUGCUGGGUGCUGCCCACUGUGGCAAACCUGCUGUGGCUGGUACCCUCUUGGUAGCGGGCAUGGGGAUGUUCUGUGGCUCUCUGUACCACCAGGCCCUGACAGGGGACCCCGGUCUACGCAAGGUGGCUCCCAUGGGAGGUGUAGCUAUGAUCGUUGGCUGGCUGUCCAUGAUCCUCUGAACUGUAACAGUUCGCAUCCCCUCCACAGGGCCACGGCGUGACACUAAACUGUCAGACUGUUGAAUGGAUUAACUGGAGAGCUCAUGAGGGUUGGCUGAAAGGUUAAAUGUGUUGAGUAAUGUCACCCAUCUAACCGCUCCCCGUCCUGGGUUGUGGGUGUCAGCAGGAGAUAAGGUCACAACCACAUUAUCUCUUCGCUACCAUUGUGGUCUGUUUCUGACUGGUGCCCUUUGACUAUUUUGUUUGAGUUUAAAAUGGAUAAGUAAACAAAUACAGUAUGUCACGCAUUUUUUCACCUCAGCAAUUUGUUGGUCUAACAUUUUCAAUGGCAUUCAAUUUUGUACUUGGAAAGGAAAUCGCUAAUGAGCUAAUAGAAAUUCAUAGGUUUGCAACUGUGAGUAUUAUAGUAGUAUAUAUUGUUUCUUUAAUUCUACUAUAUUUCCCCCUACUGCAGUCGAUACAGUUUGUAUUUUUCUGUACGUUUAUACAGCGUAGGUCUGGAAAAUAGAGUGAAAAUAAAGAAAGGAAUGUGAAGGGUUUUAAAAUGAAAUAAAAUACUUUUUCUUAAACA